AUGGUGAACAGGUAUGCAGUGUAUGCAGGGUACAACAUUAGGUGGUUCAAGGUUGAGAAAAAUAAGAAAAUGGAAGCUAGGUGCAAGUCUGGGUGUGAGUGGAAGUUGUAUGCAUCUUGGGAUGGUGAGCAUAAGUCCUUUGUUGUCAGCUCAUGCAAUCCAGAGAACACAUGCAACAGGGCUGAUUAUGAGAAUUUGCAAGCUAAGGCUGGUUGGUUUGCUAAGGAGUAUUUGCAGAAAUACAUAGACAAUCCUAACUGGUCAAGGAAAGAGUUGGAAAAGGAUGUGAUGGAAAGGUUUGGGGUUAGACUCUCAAAGUGGAAUUGCUACAGAGUGAAAACUAUUGCUCACAAACUACUUCAUGGUAACUUGUUUGAUCAUUACUCUCAGCUGGCCACUUAUCUGUCUGAGUUGAAGAAGAGUGAUGUUGACAACCAAAUGUUUCCAGUUGCUUGGGGUGUGGUGGAGGCUGAAAAUAAUGACUCAUGGUCUUGGUUCUUGGAAACACUAAAGCUUGAUAUGCCUGACUUUGGUGGAGAAGAUAGCACAGUUAUUUCUGAUCAACAUAAGCACAAGAAACAUGGAGGUGAUGAGUUGAAGAAGCUGUUCUGGAGGGCAGUGUAUGCAUACACCAAGGCAGACCAUGAAAAGGCCCUUAAAGAAAUGAAAACAAUCUCUCCUGCUGCUGUUGAAGACUUCAUCAAGCAAAAACCUCAAGCUUUUUGCAGAUAUGGAUUCAGAACAGUCACUAAGUGCAACCUAGUUGUAAAUAACCUAGCUGAAACCUUCAAUGGGUGGAUACUAGAAGCCAUAUCUAAACCAAUAAUACACAUGCUUGAAGACAUAAGAAGGGCUUUGAUGGAGAGGUUAUUCAAGAAGAAAACUCUAAUGGAGAGAGCUAAGGACAUAAUCUGUCCAAGAAUAAGGAAAAGACUUGAAAAAAACAAAGAGUAUGCCAAGUGUUGCACUGUAUUGGCAUCUGGUAGAACAGAGUUUGAAGUUCUUCAUGGCAUGGAAGUUUUAGUGGUAAAUUUAGAUUUGAAGACAUGCACAUGCAGACGGUGGGACCUACAUGGUUUCCCUUGUUGUCAUGUUAUUGCAGCGUGUAACUGGCUGAGGGUACCAUGUGAGGAUUAUGUAGAUGCAAGCCUGACUAAGGCAAGGUAUCUGCAAGCUUAUAGUGGUUCAAUUAAACCACUAAGGGGAGAGAAUCACUAG
Messenger RNA from Chenopodium quinoa (quinoa), 1218 nucleotides. RefSeq lists its product as uncharacterized. Gene Ontology annotation, molecular function: zinc ion binding. Bases 1 to 1218 code for a protein of 405 amino acids. The record is from RefSeq and is a predicted model, not a curated record. The transcript is spliced from 3 exons. Lineage: Eukaryota; Viridiplantae; Streptophyta; Magnoliopsida; Caryophyllales; Amaranthaceae.